AUGAAAAAGACGGCGGCGGCAACAGGGAACUUGGAGCUGACUCGAAAUGAUUGGAAGACGAUGUCAAACUACACAAAAUUGGAUUUCACGGUACUAGACAUUUCUGGAAUGAAUUAUUUGUCAUGGAUACUUGAUGUGGAAAUCCAUCUCAAUGCUAUGGAACUUAGAAACACAAUUACCGAUGGUAAUGAUGCAUCCUUGAAGGAUCAUGCAAAAGCCAUGAUCUUCAUUCGGCACCAUCUCCACGAGGACCUGAAGUCUGAAUACCUUACAGUGAAAGAUCCACUAAGUUUGUGGAACAAUCUGAAGGAAAGUGAGUAUAACUCUACUCUGUUUAAGAUAGUUUCAAUUUUGAAAUUAUGUGGAGAACAGCAAUACAGAGAGCGUGGGUUUGAGAAAUACUCAGAUUUAAUCUCUUACCUUCUGGUCGCUGAACAAAACAAUGAGCUAUUACUAAGAAAUCACGAGUCUCGUCCAACUGGUGCUCUACCAUUCCCUGAAGCGAAUAGAAUCUCUUUUCCGAGUAAUGGACAAGAUCGUGGUCGUGGACGUAGACGUGGUCGAGGUAGCCAUAACCACCAAGUUCGUGGAGGAUAUAUUCAAAAAUCAGGCAAGAAACCGGAGUAUCCUCAUAAGUGGAAUAAGUCGGAAGUGUCCAAAGCAAAGGGCAAGAGGGUGCUGAAUAACCCUCUAAGAACUCUGAGGAUUCUUGCUACAGAUGCUGUGGGAAGGGUCAUUGGUCGCGUACUUAUCGUACGCCAAAGCAUUUGA
Molecule: messenger RNA, 771 nt
Organism: Rhododendron vialii
Lineage: Eukaryota; Viridiplantae; Streptophyta; Magnoliopsida; Ericales; Ericaceae
Exons: 4
Coding region: 1-771 (256 amino acids)
Source: RefSeq, a predicted model, not a curated record